AUUACCCCUCCUCCUCUCAGAAGGUCUGUGUGGUGCACAGGUUUGCACCAAAACCAACUGAUACAGCUCGUGUUUAAGGGGCAAAUACACCAUAUGCAUAUAUACUCUAAACAUAUCAAGCUUUGGGAGAUACUACAUCUGGAGUUUUCUGUAUUUUUCGAGAUUUUUUUUCUAUUCAAGGUUUUAUGACAGUCAGGAUGGGUUCACUUUGGUGCUUAAGGAAGUCCGUGAGCCUUCAAACGUGUUCCCGCCCCAGAGAUGUCCGGCUCCUACGAUGAAUCUGCCGUUGCCGAUGAGGCCAUGGAUAGCUUUUGGGAGGUGGGGAAUUACAAGCGGGCAGUCAAGAGGAUCGACGACGGUCAUCGUCUUUUCAAUGAGCUCAUGAACUGCCUUCAGGAGCGUGCCAAGAUUGAAAAGGCAUAUGGCCAGCAGCUGACAGAGUGGUCUAAGAGAUGGAGACAGCUAAUUGAGAAAGGCCCCCAGUACGGCUCUGUGGAGCGUGCCUGGCUUGCCGUGAUGACUGAGGCAGACAAGGUGAGCGAGCUUCAUCAGGAGGUAAAGAACGGCCUCCUGAAUGAGGACGUGGAGAAGGUGAAGAACUGGCAGAAGGAUGCCUACCACAAGCAAAUGAUGGGAGGGUUUAAGGAGGCCAAAGAGGCAGAGGAGGGUUUCAAGAAGGCCCAGAAGCCCUGGGCCAAGAAGCUCAAAGAGAUGGAGACAGCUAAGAAGACAUACCACAUGGCCUGUAAGGAAGAGAAGCUUGCAGCGUCCCGUGAGGCCAACAGCAAAGCGGAAGCAUCUGUCACACCCGACCAGCAGAAGAAGCUCCAUGAGAAGACAGAGAAGUGCAAGCAGGAUGUGCAGAAGGCUAAGGAGAAGUAUGAGAAGUCCCUGGAUGAGUUGGGGAAAUGCCAGCCCCAGUACAUGGAGAGCAUGGAGCAGGUGUUCGACCAGUGUCAGCAGCAUGAAGUGAAGAGGCUCAACUUCCUCAAAGAGGUGCUCCUGGACAUCAAACGGCACCUGAACCUCACAGAGAACCAAAGCUAUGCUACAGUGUACCGUGAGCUAGAGCGUACCGUUCUCGCCGUUAACACGCAGGAUGAUCUGAAGUGGUUCAGCAACAGUCACGGCCCUGGCAUGCACAUGAACUGGCCCCAGUUUGAGGAGUAUAAUCCAGACGCCACUAACGCCGUGGCAAAGAGAGAGAAGAGGAAGACAGAAGGCGCUCCAGCGACCCCCAGCACGGAGCACGGUGGCCAGCCCGGUGACCGCGGCAGUGUGAGCAGCUAUGAUAAGAACCAGGCCUACUCUACAGAAUGGUCUGAUGAUGAACAGCCUGCUGGGUAUUCAGGCAAUGAGACCAACGGGGGUGGCAACUCUUUUGAGGAAGACUCCGGCAGCCGAGGGGGCGUCCGAGUCCGGGCGCUGUAUGACUAUGAGGGACAGGAACAAGAUGAGCUGAGCUUCAAAGCAGGAGAUGAGCUGACGAAGAUCGAAGAGGAAGACGACCAGGGCUGGUGCAGGGGUCGACUGGACAGUGGGCGGACAGGCUUAUAUCCAGCUAAUUACGUGGAGGAAAUUUAAGGACAGAACAUUGGACUGCUCUGACUGGCUGAUCUAAUAGCUCAGCACAAAGCCAGAGACUUAAGAGCUGCACAUGUUUCGUCCUACAAACGCGCUAAACAGCCUUGUCUAUAAACAACAAAGUCUUAGUAACCUAAAAAUAUAUUCAUACAGUAUAUAGGCCUCUGACCCCCCCCCCCCCCACA
Molecule: messenger RNA, 1769 nt
Organism: Electrophorus electricus (electric eel)
Lineage: Eukaryota; Metazoa; Chordata; Actinopteri; Gymnotiformes; Gymnotidae
Gene: pacsin1a
Product: protein kinase C and casein kinase substrate in neurons 1a
Biological process (GO): neuron projection morphogenesis; plasma membrane tubulation; positive regulation of dendrite development
Cellular component (GO): endosome; cytoplasm; plasma membrane
Molecular function (GO): phospholipid binding; protein binding
Source: RefSeq, a predicted model, not a curated record